CUCCAAACACGACUUCCAGGAGCACGUGCCGCAGCUGGUGCAGUCGCUGGUGCUGCUGCUGGCGGAGGACGCGCCGCUGCCGGAGCUGAUGACCAUCUGGAAGGCGCUGGAGGCGGUGUGCGGCGCCAUCCCCAAGGACGCACUGCCGGAGUACGUCUACUGCCUCAAGUCUGCCGUGGCGGAUGCGCGCGAGAAGGAGCGCCGCAAGCGUCGCGGCGGCCCACAGCUGCUGGCGGGUCUGUGCCAGCCUCCCAAGGCGCUAGCGCCGCUGCUGCCCAUCUACCUGCAGGGAGUGCUGCAGGGCAGCAGUGCGGAGGUGCGCGAGGCGGCUGCGGAGGGGCUGGGUGAGCUGGUGGGCGCGACGAGCGAGGAGGCGCUGAAGCCCUUCGUGGUGUCCAUCACCGGCCCGCUCAUCCGCAUCAUCGGCGACCGCUUCCCCUCGCCCAUCAAGGCGGCGAUUCUGGGCACGCUGGGGCUGCUGAUCGGCAAGGCGGGACCCGGGCUGAAACCCUUUGUGCCGCAGCUGCAGACCACCUUCCUCAAGUGC
Molecule: messenger RNA, 547 nt
Organism: Astrephomene gubernaculifera
Lineage: Eukaryota; Viridiplantae; Chlorophyta; Chlorophyceae; Chlamydomonadales; Astrephomenaceae
Source: the annotation of a GenBank genome assembly